Messenger RNA from Papilio xuthus (Asian swallowtail), 1481 nucleotides. RefSeq lists its product as uncharacterized. Bases 614 to 1267 code for a protein of 217 amino acids. The record is from RefSeq and is a predicted model, not a curated record. NCBI's taxonomy places the organism in Eukaryota, Metazoa, Arthropoda, Insecta, Lepidoptera, Papilionidae. The transcript is spliced from 5 exons.
GUAGUGCCUAUCAAAUAUCACAUUUAAAAUAAAAAAAUAUUUGAAAUGAUAGAAAAAUACACUAAUUUUCCUAAAGUUGAUAUAUUCCAUGGGUAAUUACAACGAGAAGUUAUUUUAAUACUUCGGUCAUAAAAAGGUGAUAGCGAUAUAAGAAGACAACAUUAGGUCGACGUCCCAGUGGGAUAAUAGCCAAAAUAUGUGCCUUUUAAGUCACGGAUGCUGGGUUCGAUUCCUGCCCGAGACUUAUAUAGCAGCAUACAAACAUUUGGUUAUAGGCAUGGUAUUGCAAGUAUUUUGCUGGCUCACUAGAGGAAUACAAAGGAAAUCACUAUCUUAAAUUGUGAAGAAAAUAAAACAGGGAGAGAAGAAAAGACUAAUUUAAUUAUAGGAUUUUAUUAGCUAAUUGUAUUAAAGUAAUAUAAAAUUUAACAUUGGAAAUGAAACAUCUUUCAAGUUGAUAAAAUGCUUCAUAAAAGACUAACAAUGAGCAUAGAUAAUCACUCCUGACAAAAAAAGCAAAUGCUUUCUGCCAAGAGGAUAGGAAGAGUGAUUGCUUUUAAGACUAUUUUCCUAUUUUGAGCUUUAAUAGCAAUAUUGAUUUUGAAUAAGUCUUAUGAUUAAAAUGGAUGCAAUAGUCAACAACAUGUAUGACAAUAAUGCAAAUAAUGCAGAAUUUUGUAAGAUGUGUCCUUUAUGCAAUAAUCGAGUUAGGUUUUUCUAUUUGGCAAUAGAUGAAAAGAUAUUGAUGUGUGAAAAUAUAAAAUGUGAAUUUCCAUUUGGUUACAAUGAUUUCAAAAUUAUCAAAGAAGAGGAUGAUAUGUUUGAAAUGAGCCAAAGGUCCACGAAUACAUCUCUCAAAAGUUGGCCAGAUAUUGAUAGAAAUGAUUUGGAAAAUCUAAACGAUGUUAAAUGUUUUAAUGUCAAUCAUGAAGAUAGUAAUAUUAAAGUUAUAGAAGAUAAAAUUGCCAGUGAAAAAAAAAUGGUUAAAGAAUUAAACGCUUUAAAAGGUCUUACGAAGAAAUUUAAUGAAAUCGAGGAAGAUUCUGAAGAAAUAAUAAAAAAUAAGAAUUUUAUUAGGAAAUUGAUGAAAUUGCAAAAGUUAUCUGGUGUUCAAUUAGUUAAACAGGAAGAAAUGGAUGUGUUGAGACGCGACAAGCCUGGAUAUAAAUCAGAUGAUCUAAAGAUAGAUAUUGACACAAGUACUAAUAAUCUAUGUGCAAUCAAAAUAGAAAUCACACAAAAUAAAAUAGUACCAAAUGUUACAUAACCUAUUAUGUAACUAUAUAUAUAUAAAAUUUGAAUUUUAAACUCGUAAUGUGAGACUGUUUUUUACUAGUGCUUGCUAGAAAAGAAAUGUAUGUAUUUCUCGACUCUGUGAUUUUAUUAUAAUAUUAGUUGUAGAUGUUGAGCGUGUUGCAAAUUACGGUUUGUCAAUUUUACAAAGUAAUGUUUGCAAGUGGGAAUAAAGAAGUUUUUGCAUA